AUGGCCGACGAAGAUAAGGAAAAAGCAGAGAAGGUCGCUGCCGCAAAGAAGCGUUACGAGCAAUUGAAGAAGCAGAAAGCGAAGAAGGCCGGUGGCUCCAAGAAGAAGGACGAGAAGACGGAAGCUCCCGCCGAAGCUGAAGCCUCCACCGCUCCCGAGACGACUGAAGAGAAGCCCGAAGAAACCGCUCCCGAACCCGUUGAAGCUACAAGCGCAUCUCCAGGACCCGUCGAAGACGACGAUGAACCCGCCGAGCUAGCUGCCCCCAAGGCAUCCCAUGGUCGCAAGCCAUCUAUUGCGGUCGAAUCGCGCCAGCGUUCCGAAUCAUUCUACAGAGCGGGGGCUGUUGGCACACCUACAUCGCCAGGUGCUGGAACACCUGGAGGCGGAAUCACAAGCGAGGUGUACAGGGAGCAAGCGCAGAGGAUUGAGGAGUUGGAAAGGGAGAACAAGAGGCUGGCAAGCGAAGUCGAAGAGAAUCAGACCAGAUGGAAGAAGGGCGAAGAGGAGCUUGAGGAGCUGAGAGAGGGUCGGGGAGAUGUUGCGCUUGCGGUUGAGAAAGGCAAGGAGGCGGAUAAGCUGAAAGCCGAAGUCGAAUCGCUCAGGAGGCAACUAUCGCAAGCCCAGUCGCAAAGCGCGAAAAACAAAAGCCGCGCUGCGACUGCCUCACCAAGUCAAUCUUCGUCUAUUGACGACUUGAACGCGCAAGUCGCAUCGAAAUCUGCUACGAUCGAAUCGCUGGAGCUUGAGAUUUCAAACCUCAAUAAGCAACUAUCGGAACAGACGGCCAAGAGCAACGAACUGCAAUCCAAAAUCUCGAGCCUCGAAUCCUCGCUACAGAAAGCUGAGCAAGACGCAAGCUCGACCAAGACCGAGCUUUCAGACCUCAAGGCGAAUCUGGACAAAGCAAGUGAACAAGCGGACAAGGAGGGGUCAGAUCGCGAUACUGCACAGACCCGCGUUGCACAAUUAGAGGCUGAGCUUGGUGCUGCGAACCGCAAGGCCUCGGAUUCAAUCUCGCGCGCUGAGUUGCUAGAGAAGAAGAUCGAGACACUCACUCAGAUCCACCGCGACAAUGACGCCCGCAACCAGACGCGUGUUCAAGAGCACAAAAAAGUCGAGCGCGAAGCCGCCGAACUCCGCACACGCAUCGCCGGUCUCAGCAACGAGAACGCGCGCCUCCGCGAAGCCGAACAACGCCGCCGCAAGGCCGACCUGGGCAAUAUCGAAGACUCAAGCGUACAAGAGCUCCUCGACGAAGAACGCGACAAACUCCUCGCCCAGCUCCGCUCCCUCGAGGAAGAAAACUUCGAGCUGCGCCGCGGCGUGUGGCGCGACAAGCGCACUGCCAUGCAACCCUCCAUCGAAGGAGACUCUGCCUUUGACGACAUCGAUCUGUCAAACCCCUCAUCCCAUCUCCUGCGCAAUCAACCCCCGCCCCGCCACAGCUCGUUCCAAGACGUCAUUCAGUCUGGUAUCUCGGCAUUCACGGGCCAGACGUCACAUCGACGCAGCGACGCGGCGAGUAAUGCUAAGCCGAGACAGGAGAGUCUGGGCAGCUUGGACGAGUUUGAAAUUGAUGAGGAUGCGUUUCGACAGGCGCAGGAGGAGGAGGGUAAGAGGAGGCUUGAGAGGGUUAGGGAGGUUAAGAGGGGGCUGCCUGGAUUUAAGGGGUGGAGAGCGGAUUUCGUGGACAUUCGAGUUGGGAUGGGUGGGGUUUUUGAUAUUUAG
This is a messenger RNA of Parastagonospora nodorum SN15, 1731 nucleotides long. RefSeq lists its product as hypothetical. The transcript is spliced from 3 exons. The coding region runs from base 1 to 1731 and encodes 576 amino acids. Lineage: Eukaryota; Fungi; Ascomycota; Dothideomycetes; Pleosporales; Phaeosphaeriaceae. The record is from RefSeq and is a predicted model, not a curated record.